Molecule: messenger RNA, 455 nt
Organism: Perkinsus marinus ATCC 50983
Lineage: Eukaryota; Perkinsozoa; Perkinsida; Perkinsidae
Exons: 3
Molecular function (GO): calcium ion binding
Source: RefSeq, a predicted model, not a curated record
AUGACCAUUGGGCAAGUACCCCUCAUUCGAGACUUCUUCUCGUUAUUCGAGCGAGAUGCUUUGGUAGAACUUGAGAAAGAUUUCUAUACCAACAGCAAGGCGAACGCAGAGAUAAUGCAGUCACAAAACAACAACGAAUUCCCCAUGACCGGCAAGAAACGACCAGAACCUGUCGGAUUGACGGUGGUCCAGUUUCUCUACUUGUGCCUGUCCCAUCUCGACCUCGACACUUUUGACCGGCGUGCAGAAGCUGGCUCUGCUUUACCAGAGUUGAUGGAGCUGAUCGUAUCCUUCUUCAGGAAAUGUGACCGUGAGGCUACGGGUUUCAUCAGUUGGACGGACUUUGUCGGACGUUACCGUAGCAUUUUGCUUGAAAAGGCCGACGGGGUAGGCAGUGGCGUGAGGUCCGUGACCGCCGCUAUGAACACGGAGUUAAUUGAUGUGUUUCGGCACGG